AUGAAUGCCGAUGUUAGGUCCUUUGUCAGGCAGUGUGACACGUGCGCCUCAAAGAAGUCGCCUACUAAACGUCGAAGAGCCCCGCUGCAACAGUAUGUAGUUGGUGCCCCGAUGCAGCGUGUGGCACUGGACAUCCUUGGACCUCUUCCAGAAACCGAACGUGGCAACAAAUAUGUAUUCGGAGUCCCCGUCGAGCUACAUUCAGAUCAGGGGAGGAACUUUGAAUCCCAGGUGUUUGGAGAGAUGUGCAAGGUUCUGGGGAUUAAGAAGCGUACGACAUUAUACAACCCAAAAUCGGAUGUGAUGAUAGAGCGCUUCAACCGGACCUUGCUCAGUAUGGUUGCUGUGGUGAUAGCCCAUCGACGUCAACGCGAUUGGGAUGAGAAGGUGGCACUUGCAACGUUCGCCUACCGGGCAACACCACACGAGACUACGGGGGAAACACCUAACAUGCCAUAUGAAGGUCGCCCACUCUUGCCUUGGGAUGGGACAGAGCCAGAUGGAACACAUCGUCAACCACAGAGACAAGAAGGAGAAUCAGAGAUAGUAGGAGUGGAAAACGCUGAGGCGUUAGAAGAGACUCUAUACGAGGAAGUAGAAGCGGAAGAAGCUAGGGAGCUUAGUGAACCAGGAGUCAUCAUCAUGAAAAACUCACCACCGAAGAAGACACCAAGGGACCUUGAUGAAGCAGCGACAGGGAAGUGCCCCACCUGCCAUGAUGUGUUUCUGCACAAGCGCAGUUUGGAGCGACACAUCAAGGUGGAGCAUGGCCCGUGA
Patiria miniata (bat star) is the source of this 777-nucleotide messenger RNA. RefSeq lists its product as uncharacterized. The transcript is spliced from 4 exons. The record is from RefSeq and is a predicted model, not a curated record. Gene Ontology annotation, biological process: DNA integration. Lineage: Eukaryota; Metazoa; Echinodermata; Asteroidea; Valvatida; Asterinidae. The coding region runs from base 1 to 777 and encodes 258 amino acids. Gene Ontology annotation, molecular function: nucleic acid binding.